AUGGAUGUUAGCGACAAAGAGACGAGGUCUGAUUCUUCGCGGAACGAUGGCGUCGGAGAAGAGACUGUUCGCACUGGCAGUCGCGUUGGACGCGUGCUGAGCCGCAUCGCGUCGGCACCUACUUCAGACCCCGGUCCUCCCCCGGAUGGAGGAUACGAUGCCUGGAUGGCCGUACUGAGUGCUCACUUCAUUUUCAUGGACACAUGGGGAUUUGUGAACUCUUUUGGCGUUUUCCAAACAUAUUACGUGCAACAACUGGAUAGGCCGCCUUCGGACAUUUCUUGGAUCGGAUCGUUCCAGGUCUUUCUCCUCUUCUUCAUCGGCGCUUUCUCGGGUCGUUUCACGGACGCGGGCUACUUUCGACACCUCUUCCUAUGCGGCUCCUUCUUGAUCCUGCUUGGCAUAUUCGCUACCUCUUGGUGCACGCAGUACUGGCAGAUCUUCCUUUCACAUGGCGUUUGCGUCGGUUUAGGCUUUGGCCUUGUGUUCUGUCCGUCCCUGGCCACGUUAUCGACCUAUUUUGAUAAGAAGAGGGCUUUGGCUAUUGGUAUAGCGGCUGUUGGAAGUGCGUCCGGUGGCCUGGUCUUCCCGAGUACGGUCCGGCAGCUUUUGCCGCAAGUGGGUUUCCCUUGGGCUAUGCGCACACUCGGCUUCAUCCAGCUCGCAACGUUGUCAGUGGGCUUGGUCUUCCUCAAGCCUCGGAUACCGCCGCGCAAAGCAAGCAAAAUGGUGGACUUGUCCGCCUUCAAGGAGCUUGAAUACACGUUUUACACCGCUGGAGGGUUCUUCUCUUUCAUGGGUGUCUACUUCGCGUUCUAUUACCUGGCCUCGUAUAGUCGGGAUGAGCUCGAUUUCUCUUACACAGACUCGUUGAAUCUGCUUUUGGUCUUAAACGGUAUUGGCUUCAUCGGACGACUUGGGCCGAAUUUCCUCGCCGACAAGAUUGGAACUAUUACGGUCUUUACACCCAUGGCCCUCCUCUCAGGAAUCUUAACCUACUGCUGGAUUGCCGUUAAAUCCCCGACAGGCCUCUACGUCUGGACAGUUUUCUUCGGCAUCGUAGGCAACGCCAUUCAGGCACUCUUCCCUGCAGGAGUCAGUGCUCUGACGACGGAUCCGAGUAAACAGGGCACACGUAUCGGAAUGGUUUUUACCAUCGUUGGCUUCGCCGUGCUCACCGGCAACCCAAUUGCCGGCGCGAUCAUUUCUGCCACCGGGGGCCGUUAUCUAGGUGCACAGGCCUUUGCUGGGAGCUGUCUCAUGGUUGGUUGCUUCUUCCUAGCGUUGGCCCGGAUAGUCAAGACGAAGAAAAUAGGAAAGGGAUGGUUUGUCAAGGUCUGA
Colletotrichum spaethianum is the source of this 1341-nucleotide messenger RNA. RefSeq names its product aspyridones efflux protein apdF. NCBI's taxonomy places the organism in Eukaryota, Fungi, Ascomycota, Sordariomycetes, Glomerellales, Glomerellaceae. Gene Ontology annotation, molecular function: transmembrane transporter activity. Gene Ontology annotation, cellular component: fungal-type vacuole membrane. Bases 1 to 1341 code for a protein of 446 amino acids. The record is from RefSeq and is a predicted model, not a curated record. The transcript has 4 exons. Gene Ontology annotation, biological process: transmembrane transport.